ACUUGACAUAAUUCCACUCAUGUUCUUGAAUUUUCCAUGUAAAACUAGAAAAAAUACAAAAUUUAAAAGGAGAGGGGGAGGGGGAGGGGGGGGAGGUUAGGCUCAGAUUCGCCUUUUCUCAGACAGAUGAAGGAACAGGGCCGGUGGCUGCAACAAUCAGAUGCCGCCGGAAUGAACAUUACUCCGGAGACCCAAGAAGUUGCCCUGCCAAACUACAGCCUUUACCUUCAAAGUCAGCAUUUUUCAAGGGAAGAUUUCAUCACAGCCUCAUUGUGAGAGAAGAAGAAGAGCAGAAACAGAGCAUGGAUUAAUUCUGGUGAUGAUGAUGAUGCUAGAGAGUGAAGGAGAGGAAGAGAGAAGUGAUUUUCUCAGUUCAUGUUUAGGGUUGUUGAUUACAUUAAUCUGGCAGUGAAAUCACCGGCUCCGCCAUCCAUCAGAGAAGGGGGCAACCACCCUAGAAACCUUCCACCUUCCUGAGAGCAAAGCCUCAUUCUU
This is a messenger RNA of Rubroshorea leprosula, 495 nucleotides long. The record is from the annotation of a GenBank genome assembly. Lineage: Eukaryota; Viridiplantae; Streptophyta; Magnoliopsida; Malvales; Dipterocarpaceae.